CGAGAUUUUGAGACAUUGCAAAAUCCAAACCAUAUUCAUCAAGCCACACAAGAUGAAGGUUGAGUUUGUAUCCAAACAAAUCAUAAAGCCAUCUUCUCCAACACCCCAAAACCUCGGAAUCUUUAAGUUGUCUUUCAUUGACCAGCUUGCUCCUGUAAUGCACACUCGAAUCUUGUAUUUCUAUCCCAAUAUUCAAAACGAGGCUGCUGAUCGCGAUCACGACAGGUUUGAAAGGCUAAAGACAUCAUUGUCUGAGACCUUGACGCUUUUCUACCAUCUGGCAGGCAGAAUGAAAGACAAUGCCGUAAUUGAAUGUAACGAUGAAGGUGUCGAGUUCUGCGAGGCUCGUGUCCAUGGCGGCUUCCUCUCUGACAUCCUUAAACAACCCGAUGCUGACUCUGUACACCAGUUUGUGCCCAUCGAUGAUGCCCAUUUAGGAAGUGGGUUUUUGGCGAAAGUUCAAGUGAAUUUAUUUGACUGUGGAGGUUUGGCGAUUGGUGUGUCCUUGUCUCACAAGAUUGCUGAUGCUUCAACAAUUGGUUCGUUCAUCAAGGCAUGGUCUUGUGCAGCUGUUGGGUGCAUGACUGAGUCGAUGCUUCCUAAGUAUAUUCUGGGAUCUCUUUACCCUUCGAUGGAUUUUCCAAUUGUUCUACCUGCUGUUGAGUUCAGACACUUCAAUUGCAUUACAAGAAGGUUCGUGUUUGAUUCCUCAAAGAUAACAAAACUGAAGGCUACAGCUGCAAGCAAAAUGGUGGAGAAUCCAACACGAGUGGAGGCAGUACUAGCACUAAUUUGGAAGUGUGUCACAAUAGCUUCAAGAACAAACCUAGGAAUAACCAAAAGACCCUCUAUGGUAUCCCAGUUUGUAAACAUUCGUAAAAGGACAAGCCCACCUCUACCUGAGACCUGUGUUGGAAAUUUCUUAGGUCACUUUAUGGCAGAAGAACCAGGAGAGUCUAAUAAUGACGACAGUGAAAUGAACUUACAAGGGUUAGUGAUUCAUCUAAGGAAAGGUCUAGAACAGUUCACAAAGGAGCAUGUCCAGAAACUUCAAGAAGGAAACAAUGCUUUCAUGACAGUGUGCGAGGGAUUGAAGGACCUGGAAUUGGUGUACAAAGAGGGUAUAGAUUUCUAUGGUUGUACAAGUUGGUGUCGUUUUGCAUUUUAUGAAGCAGAUUUUGGGUGGGGAAAACCUAAGUGGGUAAGUAUUCCUUCUUUGAAGAUAAAGAAUUCUAUUAUUCUGACCGAUAUGAGUGAUGGAAAAGGAAUAGAAGCAUGGGUGACUUUGAGCGAACAAGAUAUGGCCUUGAUGGAGACAAACCUUGAACUGCUUGAAUUUGCUUCCUUGAAUCCAUCAAUCAUAUAAAAUAAAAAGCUAAACUAUAUUAAGGUGGAAUUCGUCCUUUUCUCUUGUUAUGUCAUUGUUUUGUGAUCUCUGUAUCGAAAUUUCGGUUUUAGAAGUUUUAUUGGCGGCCGCUGUGUAAAAUUCAUAUUUUCUCAUGUUGAUGAAAA
Molecule: messenger RNA, 1512 nt
Organism: Prosopis cineraria
Lineage: Eukaryota; Viridiplantae; Streptophyta; Magnoliopsida; Fabales; Fabaceae
Product: stemmadenine O-acetyltransferase-like
Exons: 2
Coding region: 53-1366 (437 amino acids)
Source: RefSeq, a predicted model, not a curated record